AUGUCCAUCGUGAUGAAGUGCUGUUCAAGCUGGCACUGUGGCCCUCUGAUGCGCCUGUCGUGCCUUGCGACGACUGCUUCCAUCCCACCGUAUCCACCGCUGUGUCCGCCGCUGUGUCCGUCGCCGUGUCCGCCGCUGCACUCCUCUUCGUUGUACCUCACUAUGCGCUAUAGCCAUUCGGUCAUUAUGCCCGUCGUUGUGCCUCGCUGCGGACGCCGGCGCAUGUUGAGUUUAUCGGUAGCUGAAGUUGCACGCGACCUCCAACUCAGUGGGCCAAUAGGUCCUCGCGGCGGUCGAGAGCAGCUUGCUGAGGAAGAGAAUGGACUGCACCUUGCCGUGCUUCACGUCUUCCAACCGGUCGGGAGCUGGAUCUCCCAGAACGUGAUAGACCAUGACCACAAAGCCGUAAGCUUUGGAGGCGUCGACGUCUAUGUACAACCGACCUCGAGGACCAAAAUGCACCAGAAUUCUCUCCACCGAGAAGGCGCCUUGCAAGGCUUCGUAGGAUUCCCGGACGUCAGCGUCGUCUCGCACCCCGUCGUAGUCUGCGUGUAUGUCAGAGUCUGGCUUAUCCAGCCACAGGCGCCGACUUCAGCAAUCGCGUCUCCUCAUGCUGUAGAGCUUCUGACAGUUGUGCGUAAUAGUCCACGUACUGAAGUAGCCAUCCGGUCAAGCCCAAGUAGUGCUCAAGUUCCUUCAGGGUCCUAG
Molecule: messenger RNA, 708 nt
Organism: Mytilinidion resinicola
Lineage: Eukaryota; Fungi; Ascomycota; Dothideomycetes; Mytilinidiales; Mytilinidiaceae
Exons: 2
Coding region: 1-708 (235 amino acids)
Source: RefSeq, a predicted model, not a curated record